Cryptomeria japonica (Japanese cedar) is the source of this 2091-nucleotide messenger RNA. Its product is annotated as pentatricopeptide repeat-containing protein At1g11290, chloroplastic. Gene Ontology annotation, biological process: RNA modification. NCBI's taxonomy places the organism in Eukaryota, Viridiplantae, Streptophyta, Pinopsida, Cupressales, Cupressaceae. Gene Ontology annotation, molecular function: protein binding; zinc ion binding; RNA binding. The record is from RefSeq and is a predicted model, not a curated record. The transcript is spliced from 4 exons. The coding region runs from base 1 to 2091 and encodes 696 amino acids.
AUGGCAAUGCCUUCGACUGCCAAUUUCAAUCUCACAGCUUUGUGUAAAGAGGGUUGGUUGAAGGAGGCGCUACACAUUCUGCUUAGUACACACAAUCCGCCUGCAAACUCUUCUAUAUAUCUUCAACUGUUACAGAGGUGUAUUUCCAAGGAUGCGAUUACAGAAGGUAAACUUAUCCACUCUCUCAUCACUCACCGAGUAUUCGCAUUCGCUCCGUGCACAUAUUUUCAAAACAACCUUAUCAACAUGUAUGUCAAGUGCGGUAGUUGGAUUUAUGCACGUAAAGUAUUUGACGAAAUGACAGAACGAGAGGUUUCCUCGUGGAAUGUCAUAAUUGCAGCCUACAGAAGAAAUGCGAAUCCUCAGGAAGCAUUGUCACUGUUUUACCAAAUGCAACGAACAGGGGUACAGCCUGAUCAAUUCACUUUUGCCACCAUAAUCCCAGUCUGCGCCAAAACAAGAGCUUUGGAACAGGGUAUGGGUAUUCAUGAAAGCAUCGUGGAAAGGGGGUUUUCGUCCGAUGUUGUAGUUACCAGUGCCCUGGUAGACAUGUACGUAAAAUGUGGAAGCAUACACAAGGCACAUCAACUGUUUGAUAAAAUGACUGAAAGAGAUGUAGUCUCAUGGAAUGCGAUGAUUGCAGGAUAUGCACAAAAUAGAUUUUAUGAAAAGGCCUUGGAAACUUAUAAGAAAAUGCAAUUGGCAGGUGUAAAGUCAGUCUCUUCAACCUUUGCCAGCAUCCUUCCAGCCUGUGCUAAAAUAGGAGAUUUGCAGCAGGGGAUCGACAUACAUAAAAGUAUAAUCGAAAGUGGGUUUUCCUCGGAUGUUGUAGUUGCAAACGCCUUGGUGGACAUGUAUGCAAAAUGUGGAAGAUAUGCACAAAAUGGGCUCGUCGAAAAGGCUUUGAAAACUUUCAAUCAAAUGCAAUUGGCAGGUAUAAAGCCAAUGUCCACAACUUUUGCUAGCAUCAUUCCAGUCUGUGGCAAGAUUGGAGCUUUGGAACAGGGCAUGUACAUCCAUCAGAGCAUAAUCAAAAGUGGAUUUUUAUCAGAUAUUGUGGUUGCGAGUGCCCUAGUGGACAUGUAUGCAAAAGGUAAAAACAUACAUAAGGCCCGCGAUCUGUUUAACAAAAUGCCUCAAAAAAAUGUGGUCUCUUGGACUGCAAUGGUUGCAGCAUAUGCACAAAAUGGAUAUGCACAAAAUGGCUUUUGCAAAGAUGCUCUUAGAGUCUUUGAACUAAUGAAGCACUCUGGAACAAACCCUGACCAUGUAAGCUUCGCUUCUGUUUUACUGGCAUGCAGCUAUGUGGGUUUAGUGGAUGAGGGCUGUAAGUAUUUCAGUGACAUGAACAACUCUUAUUGCAUUAUACCUAUAAUUGAUCAUUUUGUAUGCAUGAUUGACCUUCUUGGUCGUGCUGGCUAUCUUGAGGAAACUCUUAACUUUAUUAUCAAAAUGCCAAUUCAACCUGUGGUGGUUGUGUGGACAUGUUUGCUUGGUGCCUGUAGACCACAUAAGAACAUAAGGUUAGGGGUGUUUACGGCAACGAUUCUUUUUGAGUUGGAUCCUAACAAUGCUGCGACUUAUGUUCUUCUGUCGAACAUCUAUGCAGACAUGGGCAGGUGGGCUGAAGUUCAAAGAGUAAGAAGAUUGAUGAAUGAUAGAGGAAUACAAAAGACACCUGGAUGUAGUUGGAUUGAAGGCCAUAAAAAGGUACAUGCUUUUUUUGUAGGAGAUAGAUCACAUCCACAGGCACACGAUAUCUAUGCAAAGUUGGAGGAGUUGUCAUGGGAGAUGAAGGCAGCAGGGUAUUUACCAGAUUCAACACAUGCACUGAAUGAUGUCGAAGUGGAGGAAAAAGAUUUAUUCCUCUGCCAUCAUAGUGAGAAGUUGGCAAUUGCAUUUGGAUUGUUAAAUACACCCCCUGGAACAACUAUUAGAGUCGUUAAAAACCUUCGAUCUGGUAAAUGCAUUUAUGCAUUACACUGUAGAUCAUCACCCAGUGUGUCUACAAAUAGAAUGAAUACUAUAAAGAAAAAUACAAGAGUUGCAGCAAACUACUCGAAGCAGAGCAGUCAAAAGACAUUCCAGUGA